Messenger RNA from Oncorhynchus masou masou (cherry salmon), 8387 nucleotides. Its product is annotated as transcription regulator protein BACH2-like. The coding region runs from base 271 to 2784 and encodes 837 amino acids. Gene Ontology annotation, molecular function: RNA polymerase II cis-regulatory region sequence-specific DNA binding; DNA-binding transcription factor activity, RNA polymerase II-specific; protein binding. The record is from RefSeq and is a predicted model, not a curated record. Gene Ontology annotation, biological process: regulation of transcription by RNA polymerase II. The transcript is spliced from 5 exons. NCBI's taxonomy places the organism in Eukaryota, Metazoa, Chordata, Actinopteri, Salmoniformes, Salmonidae.
AACAAACAGCGGAGACUGAGCAGCACGCUGCGCAAAAUCGUCACACACACUGACAUUUGCUGAAGAAGAACAAUAACCAUUUUUAUAACUAGAAAACGUAAUUUUUAUAAAAAAGAAAUAAACGAAUAGUGUAAAGCAAAUGUUUUCUCCCUGCAGCCGGGGGCUUUAGGAAACUGCAAGGAAGUCAUCAUGUGAAGAAAAAAAAUUGUUAAACGCACAAAAGGGCUGGAUUACAAGAAAAAAAGCGAAAGUUAAAAGGGCGUGAGCGGAAUGUCCGUGGAUGAGAAGCCUGAAGCCCCCAUGUACGUGUAUGAGUCGACGGUUCAUUGUACCAAUAUACUCCUGUGCCUGAACGACCAGCGGAAGCAGGAUAUCCUGUGCGAUGUGACUGUCCUGGUGGAGGGAAAGGAGUUCCGUGGCCACCGGGCCGUGCUGGCCGCCUGCUCAGAAUACUUCUUGCAGGCUCUGGUGGUACAGGUCGAGAAUGACUUGGUCCUCAGCCUACCUGAGGAGGUCACUGCCAGGGGAUUCGCCCCAUUGUUGCAGUUUGCCUACACUGCUAAGCUGUUACUCAGCAGAGAAAACAUCCAGGAGGUCAUCCGCUGUAGCAAAUUCCUGCGCGUGCACAACCUGGAGGACUCGUGCUUUCGCUUCCUGGAGGCCCAGCUCCGCAGUGAGGAGGAUGGCCUGCUGCUGUGCCACAAGGUGGCGCCGGUCGAGGGCAACCACAAGACCGAGGACGAGAACAUGCAGUCUGAGACGACAACAAAGACACCCUCCCCCCAGGCACGCCGGCGCUCUGAAGCCCUUUCCUCCUUGCGGCGCGCCCCGGACAAGGACCAGCUACCCGUGGCGGUGCCCAGUGACUUCAGCAACGUACGACUGGACUUCGACAGACACGGAGCAUCCGACCUCCCCCGCUGCCCCAAAUACAGGAAAUACCAGUGGGCCUGCAACAAGCACAAUAACGACACCUCCUCACACACCAGUACCUCAGGUUUACCAAGCACAUUAUUAUUAAAGGAGACCAGCGGUGUCAUCAGCGGAGGGGCGGUCCGGGGCCAGAGCAUGUCGCCGGUGGCAGACAUCAAAGUGGAGCCGCGGGCAGAGGAAGAGGCCAUCUCGCUGUGCCUGUCAGGGGACGAGCAGGGCGGCCUGGACAAGGAGACAGGCAUGGAGAUGGACAGUGUCCCAGUGUUGUCCGCCUCCUCCGCCAAGAGGAGCAAGUCCCCCACCUGCCUCCGCGCCUUCUUCAAAAAAGGAGCAGACCUGCCGGGUCUGCCCAAUGUGUCGCAGCAGCUAUUUGCCAACAGACUCGCCAGCGUCUGCCCCCAAGACAAAGGAACCACUCUGGAAGAUCACAAAACAAAAUACUUCAGGCCUCUCAAUGCUGGGGAGCUGGGCCUGUCUGUUACAUCCCUGAAGGAGGUAGACAGCUUCCCUCUGAGUCUAUCGUCGCUGAAGUCCACCUCCUGCGACGGCGUCUGCAAACAGGAAGUGGAGCUGGACCGCCGCAGUGUCAUCUUUUCCUCCUCAGGGGCCUGUGACCGUCUGGGCUCCCCGGCGCAUUCCUACCCCGGCGGGAGCACUUUGGAGAUGGAGCUCUCGGAGCACACGUCAAUGGGCCUGUGGGCUGGUGCCAGCCAGUCCCUUCCCAGCUCCCAGACCUACUCCCCGAGCAGUGCCCCCUCCCUCGCCUCCGCUACCACCGAGCCCCCGCCGGUCCUUUGUCGCCCGCUGCCAAACACCAGCUGCCCAGUGCCAAUCAAGGUGUGCUCGCGCUCGCCGCCCUCUGAGACACGCACACGGACCUCCAGCUCCUGCUCCUCCUACUCCUACGCGGAGGACGGGAGCGGCGGCUCACCCUGCAGCCUGCCCCAGUUUGAGUUCUCCUCCUCGCCGUGCUCCAACGUGGCGCUCCGCCUCGCCGCCGACCAGCAGGAACAGGGCGUGAUGGGGGGGGACACCCUCUUCAACCAGGUUCGCCCCAAGAUCAAGUGCGAGCAAUCGUACGGCACCAACUCCAGUGACGAGUCGGGAUCCUUCUCCGAGGGUGACAGCGAGUCGUGCCGAGUCGAUCAAGGGCGAGAGGUAAAACUUCCUUUCCCUGUUAAUCAAAUCACAAAUCUUCCACGGAACGACUUCCAAAUGAUGGUAAAAAUGCACAAACUGACCUCAGAGCAGCUGGAGUUCAUCCAUGACAUCAGGCGGCGGAGUAAGAACCGCAUCGCAGCGCAGCGUUGUCGCAAGAGGAAGCUUGACUGCAUCAUGAACCUGGAGUGCGAGAUCAGAAAACUGGUGAACGAGAAGGACAAGCUGCUGACGGAGAGGAACCAGCUGAAGGAGUGUAUGGGCGAGCUGUGGGAGAACUUCUCCUGUCUGUCCCAGGAGGUCUGCAGGGACAGACAGCUGAGUCCUGAGCAGGUCCAGUCCCUGAACCACCACUGCCCUGUCCUGAAGCCCGGCACCACCAACGCCACCACCACUGCCAGCAACGCUGCUUCUAACAGCAUUGACCUCGUCACCCACUCCAGCUCAGCCACCCCGGAGCCCAGCUUCCUCAAGUCCUCCGGGCCCUCAGAGAGCGAGCCUGAUUGGGCCAUGGGCAACGGGGCUGAUGGGGGGCCAGGUAGCAAUGAGACGGAGGGCCAGGAGCCAAGUUUAUACAUGGAGUCGGGGUUCUCGUUCAAUGAACAGUCCAAUCAGACGGUGACGGUAGACUUCUGCCAGGAAAUGACUGAUAAAUGUACAACUGACGAACAGCCGAGAAAGGACUGUACUUAGUAAACUGUGGUUUUAAUGUUUUUUAUUAUUUAAUUUGAGUUUUUAUUUUCUUCUGACAAACCCCUUCCUCUGGGUUGGUGAGAAGUUCAGCCUCUACCAGUGUUCUUUAAACAACAUGUUUUUUGUUGUUGUUUUUUUUAUGUCUUUUUAGUCUUUUUAUAGGUUGACACUACAGUUGUCUUAACAGCAAUACUGUUCUACAGGUAUUCUCCUCUCUGUAACCAGAACAGAAUAUGGACUUCCCACACAAAACUCCGCUCACAAUGGUGCUCCACCAUGCCCCGUCAGGAAGCAACCUCUACAGUGGACACACUGUUCUCUAUCUAUAGUCUACUCACAGGGAUGGGCAAAGAUCACAUCUUCAAUUCAAACCUCAAUGGACCGAACAGCAGCACUCUUUGUCUCUUGAUCUACCUACAGUUUCUAUCUCUCUGUCUCUCUCUUUCUUUGUCUUUCUAUUUCUCUCGCUCUCCCUUUCUCUCUCUCUCUCUCUCUCACUCUCUCCUACUCUGUCUAUUUUCCUAUCACUAUUUCUACAUCUAACACUAUCUUUCUAUUUCUCUAUCUCACUAUCUUUCUAUUUCUCUAUCUCACUAUCUUUCUAAUUCUCUCACUCUCGCUUGUGGCUCUUGUCACAGCAAUUCAAACUCAGGAAAAUAUCUUCUGAAUGUUCAACGUGAUUCAUGAAAAUAAGAAUUCAGCUUCUGUAUAUGAGAGGUUUCUGAAGCAGACUGUAAAUGUUCAUAUGCAAAAAUGUAUUUUGUAUAGCAAAACGAUGUGUACAGACAGUACCUUAACAUUCCUCCUUUGCCUUCCUCAGCACUGAAACGAAAGAGAAAAACGAACGAUUUGGCAGGUGGUUCCCAAAUAGCUAUGUUCCCACACAUCAGCAAAAUCAUUGUAUUUGGAUGUUGUAAUGGUAACUUUCAAGUGCUUGCUUGGGCAGAACGUAAUAACGUAUAAUGUAUGGCGCAUGGUGACUGUCACAGUAAUAUUGUACAGGUAGUGGCUUAGACAUUUAUUUUUCACUGGGGUUAUAUCAAGUACCUUUUUGCUAAGGGAAAUAUUUGCUUAGCUUUUUCCUGAUUAAAGGAAAAUUAUUCAUAAAGGUGGGUGUUCUUAAACUCAGGAAAUCAGCUUGACACACACACACACACACACACACGGAUGUUGCUGGCGAGGACAGUGUAAAGUAUGUUAUUAAUCCGUGGCUUGCGCAACAUCCUUUCAAACUUUGACACCUCUUUAAAUGUGAAAAAUAGUUUAGGCUUGUUGUGUUUUUGAGGAAACUUUCUUUCUUUUUAUCAGUAUUUAAAGAUGCUUUAUGUAUGAUGGUGACCCCUCUCUCAGACACCCUUUGAAUAUCUUCAGUGUUAUGUUUCAAUGUUGUCAAGAAAUUUGACAAUAGACACCUUUUCAAGCUGAGGGACAGAUAUUCUGUCUGUAACAAAAAAACAAAACAAAAUAUUUAUAUUUGACUAAGGAUACUUUCUCCAAUGAAUCUGGGCUCAAGAUCAGGCACUUUCCUUCCAGCACCAGACACUCCAUUGUAACUAGAUCCUAUAGCACUUCAUAGAGGGUCUACGUCAGGUUCAGAACCCUGAAAACACUGAUGCUGGAGCACUUGAAUUGGCACUUAAAUUAAAACAUCUUAUUAAUAUAAAUAUAUCUAUGAAGACAUUAUAUUCAAAAACCUAAAGCAAUCAGAUGUAUUAUAAAAAAGAAAGCCAACAUAACAUUUAGAGAGUGUUCACAUCUUAUAUUUGUUUUUCUUUAAGAAUGAAUCAUUUAUUUGGGACUUGAGUUCACGUGAAAGCAUGAUAUAGUAACAUGUUUGCCCUGAUUGUACAUUUGUUGAAAUCAUAAUAUUCUGUGAUGUGAAUGCAUGCUGCCUGUAUAUUUUACCUAGUUAUUUUGUCUAGCUUAUGUUUGCUUCUAACAAUAGUCCUCAGCUAAAUUAUUUAGUCCAUCUUUUGAUGAACAAUAUUUAAGCAGUAAGGUCCCUCGGGGGUUUGUGAUAUAGGGCCAAUAGACUAGAGCUAAUGGCUGUUCUUAGGCAAUGAGGAGUCCCUGGACACAGCCCUUAGCCGUGGUAUAUUGGCCAUAUAUCACAACCCCCUGAGGUGUCUUAUUGCUGUUAUAAACUGGUUACCAACGUAGUUAGAGCAGUAAAAUUAAAUGUUUUGUCUUAGCCAUGGUAUACGGUGUGAUAUACCAUGGCUGUCAGCCAAUCAGCAUUUAGGGCUCGAACCACCCAGUAUAUAAUUACAUUUAUAACAUAAAUAUACAGAAAUAAUACUUGUAUCUGUUUAACAGGGAUGUACUUGAAAAUACAAAAAAUGAGAAAUAGAGACAGAACCUGUCUUUACAGUGAGUGAAUUCAAUUGGAAUAAAAAGCUUUACUCAUAGCUUUAACUUCAUUCAGGAUGAAAAGCUAUACAGUGUCGGAAUGAGCGAUAUUAUAAACUGAGUGGUUUGAGCCCUGAAUGCUGAUUGGCUGACAGCCGUGGUAUAUCAAACCGUAUACCGCGGGUAUGACAAAACAUGUACUUUAACUGCUAUAAUUACGUUGGUAACCAGUUUAUAAUAGCAAUAAGGCACCUUGGGGGUUUGUGGUAUAUGGCCAAUAUACCACAGCUAAGAGCUGUAUCCAGGCACUCGGCGUUGCGUCGCGCAUAAGCACAGCCCUUAGCCAUGAUAUAUCGGCCAUAUACCACCCCCCGUGCCUUAUUGCUUAAAUAUACACCUUGAUGACUGUCUGCAAAUUCUUCUUGGCGUUACUCUGUUGCACCCUCUUGGACACAGCUGUGUAAUACUUUCGUCUUGACUGAUAUCGAAAGCUGUUGUGAUAUUAGAGUGCAGCUUUGUAGAAUAUGUCUGUGUUUCGCAGUGUGCUGGUCUGAGUAUUUGACCAUUUAGAUAAGGUUCCCUAAGAUUUAGUUAGAUCCGUAUACAGUCAUACACAGACAACUAAAACAUGCACCCAAAUAUUAAUACACACACAAUGUAUGCCCAACGGCGUCUGUUCCCCGGGCGCCGAUGACGUGGAUGUCGAUUAAGGCAGCCCCCCGCACCUCUGAUUCAGAGGGGUUGGGUUAGAUAUGGAAGACACAUUUCAGUUGAAUGCAUUCAGUUGUACACCUGACUAGGUAUCCCCCUUUCCUAAUGUAAGGAAGGAGUGUAGAGCAGUUGUAAUUGUUGUUUGUGAGGUUCUUCUUCCACUUUGGCUUUUCUCUGAUUCCAAUGCUAUCACUGAAUUGGAACAAUAUACAUCAGUCUCCAUUUACAGGUACAAAACAGGAAACACAUUUGUCAAAUCAUAUACAAUAAAUGUACCUUUUCUUUCUCGUUUUUGACGUAAAAGUGGAAAGCAUAAUGGUCCACCAGAAAAGCACACUCUCAUUAGGCUACACUUUGACAAUGUGGGGGAAAAUGGAUUGAAAUUCAUAAAGUUUCUAUUGUCCUCGGCCCAUCAAAGCUAUACCAACAGAUAUCUUUCAAUGUCUGUUGUUAGAUGGCCUUAUAAUGCUAUUAGGAUUAAUAUCGAUGUUAUUCUUUGGAUAGCAAUGAGUGCAUAGCCUAUUUCUGGUUUGUACUGUAUGUACAAUAAUUCAUCAUUGUUUAUUCUCUUCCUAGAGCCCCAAGAUUGAUAUACAGUAAAGGUUGGCGGAUGCAGAUAGAAGCCCACUGGGCACAGACAUUAUUUCAACAUCUAGUUUUGAUAUACAUUUGGUUGAGUUGUCGACUAAUGUAAAUGCAAUGUGAAAUCAAUAAAAAACGCUUACCAUGUCAUUGGAUUUAGGUUAAAAGCUGGGUGAAAAAAUGUGCAAAUCCAAUCAGUUUUCCACAUUGAUUCACUGUCAUCACAUUGAAUUGUUUUGUUGAAAUCACAUGGAAAGAACAUUGAUGCAACCAGUUUUUGCCCAGUGGGAGGUGAUACAAAGUAAUGAGAGUUUUUUAAUGUAGCUCCUUACGCUGGUCAACUGCCAGUCCAGACCUCUUAGCUCUCUAGUCCUGAGAGAGCUACUCCAUGCUUGCUAUGCUGUAUGGGGUGUUACUAUGGUGACCGAUGGUUGAAAGUAGUACAUGGUCGGGUCAUCUCUACAGUUACCCCAAGCAUUACGGGUCAAAUAAGCUUGUUGUGUGUCAUCAUCUCAUUCACACAGAUAUUUGUCUGGUUGACCUAAACCAGGACUAGUCAUUGGUCUUGUAUAUCGUCUCAGGGUGCCAAGCAUUUUAUUUCUCCAUUUCUGAAACUGUAGCAGACUUUUGUACUUUAGCUGGUUUCUGGCUGUGUUUGAGUGUCUGAAAGUUUAGCUCACUUCUAACCUCUGGUCUUAUACUCCUGAAGCUAAUUUCUACAAAUGCGGAAUAAUAAGCUUUGCACAAUACAGAUCAAAGUCAUUAAGAGCUGCAGAGAGAGUACUCAAUACAUUGGAGUAAACAUACAUAUAUAUUUGAAUUCUGUUUUGGUAGUAAAUACAUUUUUUUUCUCUCUCUCAAGUUCCUUACCUCUGCAGUUUUUUACAAGCCAAAACUCAACAAACAGUAAUGUUAUUUGAUUUGUUAGCUGGCUAUGGUAAUUAGUUGGUGGAUAUUUGUUAGAUGCCAGAUGCAUUGAAUUCAUUAUCUUUUUCAGAGGCUUUUGUGCUGUAUUCAUUUCUCGUUUUGUUUCACUGUUUUUUUGUUUUUGUUGUUUUUGUGUGCUGCUUUGAAAGAAAAAACACUGUCUCUCCAACUCCAAAGGUUGUUCUUUUGAAAAGAUGAACAAAGCUUGCCUUUUUCACAAAUUGCUCAACUUUAUAAUAUAAUAUACUGGUAUCCUGAUUGAAUGCACAGGCUGAGAUCAUUUUAGGAGUAAAAGAAAAGUUUGAUAUGUUUACAAAACGGUAUCACAUGUCAUGAUGUGUUUAUUACAUUUGUCAUGUAAAUAGAAAUUGCUCGGUUAAAAUUGGACUGAAGGUUAGUUUUCUGUAAACAAAAAAUGAUGUGUUUUCUCAACUUGUCUUUUCAUUCAACUGGGGAUGUUUCAGAGUUACAUGGAUACAAGUGCACCUCCAAUUUUUGCCUUAGAACUUGCAGAGGCCAUAGUUCACAUUCAAGUGAAGUGAGUGUAUGCAGGGGCCUACGCCCCCCCAUCCCUGAGUCACACCCAGUGCAGACCUUCUCACACUUAUCUACCUGUGAAAUCCUUCAUACCUCUCAUUACUGGUCAAUGACUGUAUCAGCAAACUUCAUCAGGUGUUUUUUCUACAUGCUUUUUACACAGAUUAUAUGGAUUAUUGUAUUAGUAGAUUUUGGUUCAUUAUUUUUAAUGUAAAAGCUCUUUUACAUUAUUUUUUCUCUCGUUUUUCUAGAACAGUUUUUUGUUAAUAUUGUCAAUUUGAAAUAGCUGUAAUUUGCUUAUUCUCUAUUAAGAGUUCUUACCCUUUUCAUUUUGAAAUGCUACACGACCCUAAUGAAUUAAAAUGACUUAUUAACCAUUUUAAACACGGUAUUGUGCAAACCCCAUUUUCAUUCAUUUCAACUGCUAGCGUUAUAUAAAUGACAUUUUUGUCUAGACACCAUUUCUGUUUAUGAAAUAAAGAAACAUAUCAUGUGCA